AUGGUAGGCUGGGUAGAUAGAGCCAAUAGCAAAAGAGCACAUACUCUAGCUCAGAUUCCACAUGAAUGGAUCGAUCCCAACGUUAUCAAUGAAAUGAAAGAGAGGGGUUACGUUAAUACACGAGAGUACUUGGAUUCCGUGCUUCCCCAAAAUGAGGUCAGAAUUACAGCUUUGACAGCAACUGAGCUCAUUGAAAGGAUUAGAACCAGAAAGUUAACCAGUUUUGAAGUUUGUUAUGCUUUCUGUCACAGGGCAGCACUAGUACACCAAAUAUUAAAUUGCUGCAUGGAGAUAUUCUUUGAUGACGCUCUCAAUAAAGCUCGAGAGCUCGAUAACCAUCUAGUUACCACUGGCAAAGUGCUCGGUCCCCUUCAUGGUCUUCCAUUUUCUCUUAAGGAUCAAGUAAACUUACCGGGUAUUGACACCACCAUUGGAUAUAUUUCGAGGGUGGGACACAAGGCUGUGAAAAGGUCUCUACUCGCCAAAGUUCUUGAAAACGCAGGUGCUGUGUUUUUCGUCAAGACCACAGUCCCCACCGCUAUGCUUGCAUCUGAAACUGUGUCCAGCUUACACGGGCGAACUUUGAAUGCUCUUAACCUCAACUUUUCGAGUGGAGGAAGCUCUGGAGGAGAGGGUUCUUUAAUUGGUGCUCGAGGGUCCCCCCUAGGAGUCGGCACCGAUAUAGGAGGCAGCAUUAGGAUCCCUGCCGCAUUUCAAGGUUUAUACGGUCUGCGGCCUUCUCAUGGCCGGAUUCCUUACAUGGAUGUCACAAAUUCUUACGAGGGCCAAGAAUUAAUUCCUUCUGUUAUUGGGCCAAUGGGUUCAUCAAUUCAGGAUUUGGAACUAUUUGCUAAAUUGGUGAUAGACUCUGAAAGCUGGAAUUAUGAUCCCCAACUUGUUGCUCUACCAUGGAGAGAAGUACCACAUGUAAAAAAAGACAAGCUUCGGUUUGGACUAAUGGUCUCCGACAAACUCGUAAUGCCCCACCCCCCUGUAUUAAGAGCUUUGAUGGAAACCUGCGAAGCUUUGAGACGUUGCGGCCACGAGAUUGUUGAAUGGAAUUUCCCCCACAACAAGAGAAUGAUUGACGUUGGUGAGCAAGUUUAUGCAGCCGACUUUUACGAUGAAGUUCAAGAAAUUUUAGAAACAACCGGGGAGCCUAUCAGUGAGUAUAUGAAAAUUGCAAGAGAAAACAUAUCAUAUAAGGGUCAUUCAGGUAGGGCGCUCGGAGUCAGCCAAUGGUGGGAAAUUUCCAGAGAAAUAAGGUCUUUAAAGGAACAGUUUUUAGAAUAUUGGGAGAAAACUCGGGAUCUGACAUCUGACGGAAAACCAAUUGACGCUAUUAUUUGUCCAGCUUGGCCAUCCGCUGGCUUUCGAGAUGGAGAUGUUGAAUUUGGUUGUGAGAACUACACUGUUCCAUUCAAUGUACUUGAUUAUAGCUGUGUGGUACUUCCUGUUACACAGGUUGAUAGCGCGAAAGAUAUCCCGGACGCGUCUCAUAGUCCAUUCUCUACGGAAGAUAAAAAGAUACAUGAAUACUACAAACCAGAAAUGUUUAGCGGGAUGCCCGUAUGUGUCCAAGUGGUCUGCAAGCGACUGGAAGAAGAAAAGGCGUUGGCCAUUGCUGCCGUUAUAGAAGGUUGUCUUGCCAAUGUUGAGAAAUUGUAA
Molecule: messenger RNA, 1668 nt
Organism: Lachancea dasiensis
Lineage: Eukaryota; Fungi; Ascomycota; Saccharomycetes; Saccharomycetales; Saccharomycetaceae
Source: the annotation of a GenBank genome assembly